AUGUCUUUCAAAACGAUAAUCGCUGUUGUAGCGGUAGUCGCGAUAUGCUGCAGCUGCAACACUGGAGCUCUGAAACAGAGACAAGCGUAUACCGGCUAUUCCGAUGGAUACACUCAGAACCACAAGGACGAGAGUCACCAAGAUCUGAGCAAAGUGCCAGGCACACCUGGAGUAGACUACCCAAUUUACCACGCGGUGCCGGAGACUAGUUUUAACUGCAAAGACGUACCGUACGCACCCGGCAUGUACGCCAAUGUGGAGACCGGAUGCCAGGCUUACCAUAUCUGUCACGACGGUCGUGAAGGUCAUCAGGGAGCAUCUUUCUUGUGCUCCAACGGCACUCUGUUCAAUCAAAAAGAAUUUACCUGCGAUUGGUGGUACAACGUUGACUGUAGCAAGGCGACAUAUUAUUACGAACUUAACACGGACGCAGCAAAAAAUCCAUUCGUCCCAAAACCAAAGGCAACCGAGGAACCGUACAAGCAACCAUACGACAAUUAUUACCAGAAUCCAAAGUAUUAUCUGUAA
Macrosiphum euphorbiae (potato aphid) is the source of this 528-nucleotide messenger RNA. The record is from the annotation of a GenBank genome assembly. NCBI's taxonomy places the organism in Eukaryota, Metazoa, Arthropoda, Insecta, Hemiptera, Aphididae.